Lytechinus variegatus (green sea urchin) is the source of this 2735-nucleotide messenger RNA. RefSeq lists its product as uncharacterized. Bases 64 to 921 code for a protein of 285 amino acids. Lineage: Eukaryota; Metazoa; Echinodermata; Echinoidea; Temnopleuroida; Toxopneustidae. The transcript has 4 exons. The record is from RefSeq and is a predicted model, not a curated record.
GCGUGUCGCUUUUAUCGCGGCGAUUACGCAAUUUUUCUGAUGUGUAAACAAUGACAAGACUAAAUGUCUAUUCGUGAUCGUUUUGCACGGAACUUGGUAGGACUAUUUUGGCUUUUACUAGCUGUAGUCGUUGUAGAAAUUUUCCUUUUCGGCACUUGUUUAAUCUGGAACCUGCCAACGGCUUACCUUCCAGCACAAGUAUUACCCAAACUUGAGCAAACAUUGGCCGAUUCUAUGACACGUAGCGAGAACAUGCAUCGGACCGUUGUCGCAUCGCUCGCCUUGGUCUUCGGCGGGUUGAUCAGCCACGGUACCGCUCAGGCACCGAUUCCUCUUCGACCACCUGGCUUUUUCUACGGCACUGGAUCAUGUAAUGCUCCUAUACAAAUCGAAGCCUUUGUAGAUCUCAUAUGUCCAGACUGUAAGGCUGCUUGGAAAACAUAUCAGAGAGUUGCAGAUUACUAUGGACCAGACACAGUGAGAUUUUCAGCUUUGAUCUUUCCUCUACCCUAUCAUCGAGCUGCAAUGGCUGCUGCCCAGGGUGCCUUUGUAGCAGAUAUGCUUGAUCCAAACAAGACAUACAGCUGGUUUAACACAGUCUUUGACAAGCAAGCAGCACUCUAUGAUGGAAAUAUCUCAGAACAGCCUGAUACGUAUAUUAUAAAUACCCUUUCUGAGUGGGCAUCAGAUGUUGGUUAUUCUAAAGCUCAGUUUAAGAUGCAUCUAGCACGCAGUGAUCCAACCCAAUCAUUAGCUAGGAUAGAAUUCAAGUAUGGUGCAACACGUGGUGUUUACGGCACACCUCAGACCUUCAUCAAUGGUGCAGUUAUCUCCUCUCAGCCAAGCUGGACAUUGACGGACUGGAAGAAAAUUAUAGAUCCUCUCCUCGCAAAGAACAGAUAUAUCUUCAGACACAAUUAAGCAUUUUCCUGGAAUACACACAAAGGUCAGGGUAUUUUCAUGCAUACAUUGGGCUUUCUUCCAUCAUUAAAACAGACCCUUCCCCCCCAAAAAAAAAAGAAUAAAUGAUAAAUAAAUAAAUAAAAUAAGUCUUCCACUGUACUUUCACGGCACAUUUAAGAUUAGUACUGAUGCUAUAAAAAAAUUUGUCAACAUACUUUGAAGCUGUGCCAAAGAUGUACACUUGAAUAAUAGUUAAGAAAUAAAAACUUGUAAAAAGUCAUAGAAAGCACCUAGAGAUAUUGCUAUGGUCACUGAUGUAUGAAGCACUAUAUAGAUGUGAAAAAUUGUUCUUUUUCUCUAUUACUUUUUGAAAGAUAUAUCAAAACUUUAUGCAGAAAUGUCUUGUUAUUUUUUAGCAUAGCUGAUGAAGCAAAGGGCUCAACAGAUUCUAUUAUCUGAUAAUUAUGACAUGAUGAAUGAUUAUCAUGAUGGAAAUGGAUUUUUUGUGUGAAUAAUUGUCAGAUGAGCUGCUACUAGUCACUGUUUAAUUGUGAAAAUUUUUCUAGCAUUGCUUCCUUUUUGCUGAUUGCAAUGAUGAGCUGUUGUGUCAUAGAGUCAGUAGUCAGUCUCCCAUUCCCUUUUACCAUCAUGCCAGUGUCUAAUCCAGUGAUGUAGCAAGUAUAAAAAAUAACAUAAUCAUUAUUUUAGAUAGACUGGGUUGAUGUUGGAUAUGGUAUUUGUUAAUUUGGUCCAUGGAGAGAAAAAAGUUUGGUGAUUUCAAAUAAAAAUCACAAAAUUCACAAACUUCUUCAAUAACAUCGUUUUCCUGUUAUAUGUAUUCUAUAUCUUCAUCAUGUUACUCUCACUGCUUAAUUCUACUCUUCCCUUCAGCAUCAAUUGCAGGAAAUGGUAUCAAAACUUGAACCUUUGGCAUUAAAAAAAUCACUUUUAGCAGGAUACAGUAAUCAACCAAGGGAGGUUUAUUAUGUAGACUAAUGUGUUACUUUAUAGUGAUAUUGCCUAAUUUAGAGUUUUAAUUACCCUGGUAACAUAACCACAUCAAACUUAGUAAUUUAUUGUCACUGAGGAUUUCAAAAACUUUUACUGAUCUUAUUUUGGGGAGACAAAGAGUUAUGCUUGUAAUAUUGUUUAAAACACGAGAUUAUGACUCUCUUUUCUUUAACAUGAAUUCACUCUUGUAGAUGUGAACUUGUUAGUUUAGGCACCUUGUUUAUUCUAAGAGAUAGAAGAAAGCAUUUUUACAACAGCUGCUCUGCUUCUAAUUUGAUGUUGCGAUAUGUGUCAAAGUGUCUUAGGCACCAUAGUAUGAACAAGAUAAUAUUAUCACAAUGGUAAUAAUCAUAUUGUCACUUAUCAUAAGUGACGAAGAUCUGAUUAGAUUCAAUGGGUCAAAGGUCACAUAGGUCAUUGUCUUUCUGAAAAUUCAUGUUUCGCCUGAUGUUUUGCUUGUAAAUGGGAGCAACAACAGCUCAACAAAAAUGUGUAAUGAAUAUAUAUGCUUGUUGAUUGUACAUCUACUGCAUUUUUUAUUAAAUGUAAACAUGGAAGAUCUUAAAUGUUGUAAUCCUAAAUACACCUAUAUACUCUUUCCAUGGUGCUAUCUACAUGUAUGUGAAGAAAUUACUAUAAACUCAAACAUGUCAACUCUACUUUUUGGAAUAAUUUAGUUGUCUAACUCUUAUUAUUUUAUAGUUUUUUAAUUGCUUGAACUGUCUUCAAUUGUAAAAAAUGUCAAAUGUAGUUGUGUUGUUAAAUGAAUAUUGUAGAUGCAGAACGUUUUAACUUAAAAAUACACAUCAAUAUAAACUAUA